AUGAAGUCAAUUAAUAUUGUAUCAUUAUUUCUUGUUAUUUGUGUUUUCUGUACUGAAGGUUUACUUUUACCUAAAAAAGAUGGUACAUCUGCACAGGCUAAAGCACCUAAGAAAGAAAAAUGUAUGAUUGUUAAAGGUAAAGGAAAAAAUCUUGUCGGUGAUAUUAUUCAUAUACACAAAGAUUUUGCUCCAACAUUAAAAACUAUCGAUAAUAUUGCUAAACAAUGCAAUAUUAAAUUAGCUAUUAAAGGUUCCUAUGAAUCAGUAGUAGAUCCAUCAAAAACAUUAAAAUUUACUGCAGCUAAUGCUGGUAGACAACUUAAAUUUAUUAUUAUGGAUAAAACUGGAAAAAAAUUAGUUUGUAAUCAAAUUUGUCUUGCUAAAGAAGGUGAACAAGUUCCGGAAGUCAAAUGUCUUGUUAUUGGUUUACGUAAACAAAAUUUAAUUUAUGCACCUGGUGGUGCUGCAGGUAUUGUUAAUGAUGGAUCUGAUGCAAAAGUUGGUUUUACCGAUACUGCUCGAAGUAUUCAAGUAGCAUGUAAAGGUGUCAAACUUUAA
This is a messenger RNA of Rotaria sordida, 558 nucleotides long. NCBI's taxonomy places the organism in Eukaryota, Metazoa, Rotifera, Eurotatoria, Philodinida, Philodinidae. The record is from the annotation of a GenBank genome assembly.